AUUUCAAGGUUUGCUUCUUAAUUUCACUUCCAUUCUUCAUCAAAACCCUGUAAUCUGAUCAUUUUUACAUAUGUGUUCAGGUUUAACUCCUGUUCACCCUAAAUUCUUCUUCAAGAUUUCUUGAAAUUUCCCUAAUUUGAUCAUCACAACAAAUAGAAGUAGAUGUCAUUUCGUAGCAUAGUUCGUGAUUUAAGAGAUGGGAUUGGGAGCUUAUCUCGACGGGGGUUUGAUGCGAGACUUAACCGUGAUAAAUCACAGAAUGCGGUUAAUGAAUUGGAUGAUCACCCAAUUCUUGUAAGCCAUUGGGAUGGUCUCCCUCCUGAGCUACUUCGGGAUGUGAUUAAGCGGUUAGAGUCAAGCGAGAGCUGUUGGCCUGCUCGUAAGCAUGUUGUUGCGUGCGCGGCUGUUUGUAGGUCGUGGAGGGAAAUGUGCAAGGAAAUUGUUAGCGGCCCUGAAUCCUCAGGGAAGCUUACGUUUCCGUUCUCUCUUAAGCAGCCGGGGCCUCGGGAUACCUCCAUUCAAUGUUUCAUCAAGAGAGAUAAUUCUAAUUCGACAUAUUAUCUUUAUCUUUGCCUUAGUAGUGCGUUGGUGAUAGAGAACGGGAAGUUUCUUCUUUCAGCCAAACGGAGUAGGAGAAGUACGUGUACAGAGUACGUGAUUUCGAUGGAUGCAGAUAACAUAUCUAGGUCAAAUGGCGGUUACAUCGGAAAAGUGAGAUCGAAUUUUCUUGGUACGAAGUUCAUAAUUUACGACUCCCAACCACCAUAUAGCACUGCUGUCCCAUCAGGUCGAUUAGGCUCAAGUCGCCGCUUUUCUAGUCGGGUUUCUCCAAAGGUUCCAUCGGGAAGCUUUAACGUAGCCCAAAUCACAUACGAGCUAAACGUAUUGGGAACAAGGGGUCCUCGAAGGAUGCACUGCGUGAUGAAUUCAAUCCCCAUCUCCGCCCUAGAGCCUGGCGGCACUGCCGUUGGCCACCCUGACCUCUUCCACCGCUCCUUUGAAGAUUCAUUCAGGAGCAUCUCGUUCUCCAAAUCAAGCCAGUUCGGCAGCGCUCGUUUUUCAGACCCGGGCAUCGGCACGAACGACGUACAAAAUCGGAAAAACAUGCCGUUGGUUUUGAAGAACAAACAGCCAAGAUGGCAUGAACAGUUGCAAUGUUGGUGCCUUAAUUUCAAAGGAAGGGUAACAGUUGCCUCUGUCAAGAACUUCCAGCUGAUGGCGGCUGCCGCUUCCCACGCGGUGGUGUUGCCGCCACAAACCACCUCCCAAGCCCAACCGCACGAUAAGGUAAUUUUGCAAUUCGGUAAAGUUGGAAAAGACAUAUUUACUAUGGAUUAUCGGUACCCGUUAUCGGCGUUUCAAGCUUUCGCCAUAUGCUUGAGCAGCUUUGACACGAAAUUGGCUUGUGAAUAAUCGAAAGGUUCGGCUUUUCUUUAAGUUUGUCGUAAAUUCCUAUUUAGUGUAACGACGAAUUUCUUUUCCUCGAUUAUUGUAACAAACGUUCAAUUCUUUCUUUUCA
Molecule: messenger RNA, 1519 nt
Organism: Cynara cardunculus var. scolymus (artichoke)
Lineage: Eukaryota; Viridiplantae; Streptophyta; Magnoliopsida; Asterales; Asteraceae
Product: tubby-like F-box protein 8
Exons: 5
Coding region: 163-1413 (416 amino acids)
Molecular function (GO): protein binding
Source: RefSeq, a predicted model, not a curated record